Molecule: messenger RNA, 423 nt
Organism: Podarcis raffonei (Aeolian wall lizard)
Lineage: Eukaryota; Metazoa; Chordata; Lepidosauria; Squamata; Lacertidae
Product: waprin-Enh1-like
Exons: 3
Coding region: 54-413 (119 amino acids)
Biological process (GO): negative regulation of peptidase activity
Cellular component (GO): extracellular region
Molecular function (GO): peptidase inhibitor activity
Source: RefSeq, a predicted model, not a curated record
UCUCACCAGCCUGACCCGGUGAUGAACAUUCGGAACCAGAUUCUGAAGGCACCAUGAAGGCCAGGAGCAUCUUAGCCUUGGUGGGACUGCUGGCCCUCUGGACACAGCUCUCACCUGCAUCUUGCAUGCCACCACUAGAAAAAUUUGGAACUUGCCCCCCAAAUCCAUUCAAAUGCAGUGUAAAGGGACAGGAUGCUUGCAACCAUGACUAUGACUGCGAGGGGAUUCAAAAGUGCUGCUACUUCAAUUGUGGCAAAAUUUGCAGAAACCCACAAGAAAAAGCUGGCAGCUGCCCUAUCCUUCCAUAUUUCUGCUCCGUCCCAGAAGGAGAUCUUUGCAGCAGUGAUUACGAUUGUCCAGAAAAGAAAAAGUGCUGUUAUUUAAAUUGUGGAAAAAGUUGUGUAGACCCAUGAGAAAAUAAAG